This is a messenger RNA of Penicillium soppii, 414 nucleotides long. Its product is annotated as glycosyltransferase family 32 protein. The coding region runs from base 1 to 414 and encodes 137 amino acids. Gene Ontology annotation, biological process: mannosyl-inositol phosphorylceramide biosynthetic process. The record is from RefSeq and is a predicted model, not a curated record. The transcript is spliced from 2 exons. Gene Ontology annotation, molecular function: mannosyltransferase activity. Lineage: Eukaryota; Fungi; Ascomycota; Eurotiomycetes; Eurotiales; Aspergillaceae.
AUGGUCGUCGGGCUGCUACUCCAGAUUUUCGAGCCGCUCAUCACUCUUCUACACAGAAAUGAAGAGCUCUUCGGGUCACGAGUAGCCCUGCACACCCCUGUCACGCCAGGUUCUCAGCAUAGAAUAACCUCAUUGUGCGAGAUACCGCGAAUCCUACACCAAACCACCGCCACCGAGACGGUUCCAGAAAAGUGGAUAGAGCCGCAGCAGAGUUGCAAAGAGGCCUAUUCAGACUUUGAAUACAAGGUAUGGACCGAUGAGUCGGCUCGAAACUUCCUCUCCGUCGAAUAUUCCUGGUUCGUGGAUAUAUGGGAUGCCUACCCCUUCCCAAUCCAGCGUGCAGAUGCUCUGCGCUAUUUUGUUCUGCAUCAUUUUGGUGGUGUCUACCUUGACAUCGAUACCUGGUGCAAUUAG